Molecule: messenger RNA, 701 nt
Organism: Plutella xylostella (diamondback moth)
Lineage: Eukaryota; Metazoa; Arthropoda; Insecta; Lepidoptera; Plutellidae
Product: lipopolysaccharide-induced tumor necrosis factor-alpha factor homolog
Molecular function (GO): zinc ion binding
Source: RefSeq, a predicted model, not a curated record
GUUUAUGCUUUAACAAAGCUUAUUAUUUCUGUCAUACUUUUUAGACUAGUAGGUACCACAAUGUUGUAUCUACUUACCUAUUUUACCUACUUUGUUUUCAGAUUCUGAAAAAUACGACUGGAAUGUCGGUACCUGUGCCUCAUCCGACCCACGUGCCGCUGCUGGGGCCCUCUAAUACACUGACCGUGUGUCAGUUCUGCCAGGCCUCGGUCAAGACCUCCGUCAAGUACUCGGUGACGUCACGAACUCACAUGGCCGCCGCGUUGUGGUCUAUAGUAUGCUGCCUGUGUUGUGUCCCCUACUGCAUCGACUCGGCUAAGAACAGCGACCACUACUGUCCCAACUGCGCCAGGUAUAUGGGAUCCUAUGAGAAAUAGAUCAACUGAUGCUGGUUACUUUUUUUUUACUUAUAAUAGGUAUAAGAUAUAAAUGUUAGAUACGGUCAAUGAAAAAUUCUGGUUUAACCAAGUUAGUGUGGCACGCACAUAGGUAUUACAUACUUGGCCAGAAAUAUUAUAGACACCGAUUUGUUAUUGUGAUUGUGUAGGGUCAGCUACAUUGCUAGCUUAUCAAUUUCACAAAACAUUAUUGAAUGAUUAGGCGGUAUGUGAGAUUAACAAGAUAUUCCUUAAUUUAAAUUUAUUUAAGAAGUCUACGUACUUAUUUACAUUCUUCUAAAUAAAAAACGUACCUAUUAUUUU